AAAAAAAAAAAAAAAAAAACCCACAUUUUGAUAUAAAAUGUUGUUGAAUAUGGAACAGAAAAAUAGAAGUUUUAGAAUUACUGAAUGCAGAUUACAGCUGAUCGGCUCAAGAAAUAGGACAAGAAUGUUCUCAAACUUCCAGCUUCUUUCGUAAAAGGAUAAAUCCAACUCUUCUGUGUUUUAAUGCAUAUUUUAAGGGGUUCUUUUCUUAUAAAUAGCCCUUCUUCUCUCACCCAACGACUCUUUUUUUUUUUACUUUUUCAUUUUUCUUUAUACCUUUAGUGUAUGCUCUUAUAAUCAUGUCACUCGCCAUCAUCAAUACCAACACCUACGCUGAGAACAUCAACAUGGAAAACCACCAAGCAUUAGACGCUCAUCGCAGACAAAUUAUCAAGAGAAAAGUCCUGGCUAUCGGAAAAAUGUCAAGAUCAUAUACCGUCUUGAAAGAACAUCCUGAACUCGUCAAGCAAUUAAAAUCUUUUUCCGUCAAUGGUAAAUUACCUGUUGGCACUUUAGCUACCGGUGAACAAGGUAUCCGAGAAGCCAUCAUUGCUAGUGCUAAAACAGACUUCAAGUUAAAGGAACAAAAGGACCUUUCUUCAUACCACGUCGCUGCCUCUCCAAAUUAUAAAGUCGCCUCAAGAGAAGGACACGCUUAGAUUGCUUUUUUUUUUUUUUAAUUAUUCAAAAAAAGUUAUUCAUUGUAUAUAUCUUUACCCUUCUUCUUAUCCCCCCCCAAACAUUUACAAUCAAUAAAAAAAAAUAACAUCAUGUUGUUUAUAUAUAUAAAUGGA
Mucor mucedo is the source of this 794-nucleotide messenger RNA. RefSeq lists its product as uncharacterized. The record is from RefSeq and is a predicted model, not a curated record. The transcript is spliced from 2 exons. The coding region runs from base 300 to 659 and encodes 119 amino acids. Lineage: Eukaryota; Fungi; Mucoromycota; Mucoromycetes; Mucorales; Mucoraceae.